Molecule: messenger RNA, 8697 nt
Organism: Bombina bombina (fire-bellied toad)
Lineage: Eukaryota; Metazoa; Chordata; Amphibia; Anura; Bombinatoridae
Gene: SLC6A8
Product: solute carrier family 6 member 8
Exons: 13
Coding region: 491-2419 (642 amino acids)
Biological process (GO): sodium ion transmembrane transport
Cellular component (GO): membrane
Source: RefSeq, a predicted model, not a curated record
AGCCCUGGGAUGCAGGAGAGUCGGAUUUACACAUCUCUGCAGCAGUACUAGGACACAUCGGAUUCAGCACCAGCUCAACACUCAGUGUCUUCCAGAUUCUGGGAGCUUCUGGUGUCAAGCUGGGCAUCCAAAAUUUUGUUCUUCUUUGUCACCCUCUGCAGUAACCCAUGAGAUACUUCCGGCUAACCUUUAAGUGCUUUGUGGACGGUUUCUGAUUCUCUUAUCAUCUUUGACCCCCUGUUUAGUCCUUUUAGAGGAAUUUCUCCUUGUACAAACCUCAUUUGCCAAACUUUUACUUUUUUAUAUAUAUAUUCUAUAUUUUUCUAUUUGACAUCCAUAGUAUUCUUUGUAUUUAUAAGUAUUAUUUUGAAAUUAAUUUGGUGAGGUAGGUAGACACCAGGACUGAAGAAGAGAUAAAGGAGAACAGAGGGAGAGAAUCAGAGGGGUGUGUAGGGUGUUCUGUAGAGGGUGAGAGGGGUAGAUUGGGACGAUGGAGAAGACAAGGUUGUCCUUGGAUAACGGCAGCUACAAAGUGACUGUGGAGGAGAAGAACGGACAGUUGAUACCGAAUGGACAUGACUCAAGCGUGUGCCACAAUGGGUCAGUGAAAGGGGGAAUGGCUUAUUCCUCCGGUUCCAAAACCGCUAUCCCUGAACGGGAGACCUGGACCCGCCAGAUGGAUUUUAUAAUGUCCUGUGUGGGUUUCGCUGUGGGACUCGGCAAUGUUUGGAGGUUCCCCUAUUUGUGCUACAAAAACGGAGGAGGUGUUUUUCUCAUCCCUUACAUCCUAAUUGCCAUCCUGGGAGGGAUUCCUAUCUUUUUCCUGGAAAUUGCCCUGGGGCAGUUUAUGAAGGCUGGAAGCAUUGCAGUAUGGAACAUCGCACCUCUCUUCCAAGGAAUCGGAUUUGCUUCUGUGGUAAUCGUGUUUUUCUGCAACACGUAUUACAUCCUUAUCCUGACUUGGGGCGUCUAUUACCUGGUGAAAUCCUUUACCGCCACUCUUCCCUGGUCACACUGCAACAACACCUGGAAUACACCGGAGUGCGUGGAGAUAUUCAGGCAUGGCGAUUGUAUUAACAGCACAGGAAACUCCAGCUACUCAAAUCUGACCUGUGAUCAACUGUCUGACAAAGUAUCACCAAUCACCGAGUUUUGGGAGAACAAGGUCUUAAGACUGUCCAGUGGCCUGGAUGACGUGGGUUCCAUUAACUGGGAGCUACUGCUUUGUUUGUUGUUCUGCUGGCUGCUCGUUUACUUCUGUGUCUGGAAAGGGGUCAAGUCCACAGGAAAGAUUGUCUACUUCACAGCCACAUUUCCCUAUGUGGUCCUUCUCAUCCUCCUUGUACGUGGUGCUAUGUUGCCCGGGGCACAAGACGGGAUCAUUUAUUACCUGAAACCCGACUGGUCCAAGCUUGGCACAGCCCAGGUGUGGAUUGACGCUGGCACUCAGAUUUUUUUCUCGUAUGCUAUCGGACUUGGUGCGCUGACUGCCCUGGGCAGCUACAAUCGCUUUCACAACAACUGCUACAAGGACGCCUUUGUUCUCGCUCUGAUUAACAGCGGCACAAGUUUCUUUGCGGGGUUUGUGGUCUUUUCUAUCCUCGGCUUUAUGGCGAAUGAGCAGGGUGUGGACAUAUCGAAAGUGGCUGAAUCAGGUCCCGGCUUGGCAUUCAUCGCAUACCCGAGGGCAGUGAGCUUAAUGCCAGUGGCACCGUUGUGGUCUGCACUAUUCUUCUUCAUGCUACUCCUCUUAGGCUUGGACAGCCAGUUUGUGGGCGUGGAGGGUUUCAUUACCGCCAUCCUGGACAUGCUGCCUGCUCGCUACUAUUUCCGCUACCAGAGAGAGGUGGCUGUUGCCGUGUGCUGUGCGGUCAUGUUCCUUAUUGACCUUUCCAUGCUGACAGAGGGUGGCAUGUACGUCUUCCAACUGUUUGAUUAUUACUCUGCCAGCGGGAUGACCCUUCUCUGGCAAACAUUCUGGCAGUGUGUGGUCGUUGCCUGGGUAUACGGUGCGGAUCGGUUUAUGGAUGACAUUGCACUGAUGAUUGGUUACCGCCCCUUCCCCUGGAUGAAAUGGUGCUGGUCUGUAAUAACCCCAUUCGUCUGCUUGGCCAUCUUUAUCUUCAACAUUGUGAACUACAAGCCUUUGACUUACAAUAACAGCUACAUUUACCCCUGGUGGGGAGAAGCCAUUGGCUGGUGCUUUGCGAUGUCCUCUAUGUUGUGCGUCCCGGUUACCUUCCUGUAUAAAAUCACACGUGCCAGGGGAACCCUCAAAGAACGCUGGCAGCACCUGACCAAGCCCAUCUGGGGCGCCCACCACUUGGAGUAUAUGUCUCAUGAUUCAGAUAUCAAAAGCCUAACCAGCCUAACCCCGGUAUCGGACAACAAGGUCAUCAUCUUUGAGAGCGUCAUGUGAAUAAAGCGCCCACUCUCCACAAGUUCCUAGUGAUGCUCCAACAUGUUGCUAUGCACAUCUCAACUUCCCAGUAUGGGGAGCCAUCAUUGCACAAUAAAGGGUCCUAUGGACUUAUGCAAGAAUCAUCUUUUGAUAUUCGGAAGACAUUUUGCUUUUUUUUAUGUAAUUACAAUCCCGCUCAGUGCCAGAGAAAAUGCAACUGGUGACACCUCUGCACCAUUCUGUGGCUCCUCCUCUUGCACAACAAAGGCAAAUAUUGGACUUUAUUGGACUUUAUUAGGAGUAUGAGUUGGCAUGACCAUAGGAGGACUGCUGAGAGUUCCUUGUGCCCUAUAAGCCGAUCUUGGCUUUGGGAAAUUGGCCUCCUCAGUGCUGAAAUAAUGAAGUCUCUGCUAAAUGCCAUGAAUUCUGUCUUCACAAAACCAUUAACCUCUUCUUUGCUGUGGGAUUGUAGUGCAAGGUUGAGCCUAUACACACAGCUCCGUCACUCUCUAACUUCCAAAUAACCCCGUACCCACAACAGCAGAAUUACAGCAUUCAGUCUUAAAAUGAUUAAACUCAAUUAAAAUAUUAGUCAUUUAAUUUCAAUCUCACUCCAUAUGGGGAGUAAUCGAAUAGACACUUUUUUUUUUUCUUUUUUUUUUUCUUUUUUUUAAACUACAUUUUUCUAACCCAAUUUAGUAUUGAGGAGUUUCUAAAGCUGAUGACUUUCUGCUUCUAGCAAAGUUUAUUGAAAACUACACCAGCAAGGAAGAGGGUACACAUUUUCCUUAAUUCAAAAUAACCUAUUAUUUUCUACAACAUCCACCUGGCACUGAUGGGGUUAAUAUAAGGGCUGUGACCCAGCAUAGAGGUGACAGUCACUAAAAUGCCAAAUACUGAUACUGGGAUUAACCAAGAACAAAUCUCUGUGCUGCAGCUGAGGGAUUGUGCAGGUUAUGACAUUAAAUCCAGGUCUUGUUUACUUCUAGGAACACACAUCCCAAAAUAUACUAAAAACAAGAACAGCUGUAGAAGUGCCCACAAUGCACUGUAGUGUAAACUCUGCCAGCACCCAGAGUAAAUAAGCCUUGUACAAGGAUAGCUGCGGUAACUGACGCCAGCCAACGUCAAGCGGGCAGAUAGUUGGCACCAUUAUCCUGUGUUAUGGUGACUCACAGUGUAGCUACAGGUUUAAAGUUAUUCUUGGUGCAUCCGACAAUCCCUCAGCUGUGGAUGAGAGCAAAAGCCUAAUUUGCACAUUUUGUACAAUACAUAGUACACAUCGUAUUAACCGGCGACUGCCCCAUGCCCUGGGGCAAUGCCUCUGCUGCUGUAGAUGUUGCUGGGGAGAACAGCCAUGUUGUGCCAUAGUAAACAGUGCAAUGUGCGUAUUAAUGCUAACACUGGUACUGUCUAUAGUACACCCAAUCAGGGAGACCCAAAGAGGGGAGAGAUACUUAAAUAGCCUUUAUAGAAGAGCCUGCUGACCUUAUCAGCAGUGAUCUAAUACAGGGAGUGACAGUGAGAGCAGAUACGUUCUAUUUAGUUAUGCUUGUGGAAAUGCCUUAAAUAAUGUCAUACUGACCUUCCGCAACACACCUGUGCCUAAGGUUUUUUGUUUCCGUUGCUCUCUCCUCUCUUUAUCUGAUGCAAUUUCGGCUACCCUGUCUAUAAAAUUAGCAUUAAAAAUGUGUCCCUUUUAUCUAAGAAAAUGUUCUAUAUUAUACCUCACUUCCAGAAAGAAUAUUUGUCUUUAUAUUGAUCAUUUAAAAAUAUAGGGACAUUAUACAUUUCUAUUGCUACCAGUCUAGCGUGUAGGGGGUUAAUAUGAGAUGUUUUAAAAAUGUUCCUUUUGGUUUUUUUUAAAGUUACAUACACCAAGCCCCGCCCCGCUUAGUCUGGCACAUUUUUAUAAAGGGAAGUAAUACAGCCAAUCAGAAGCAACUUAAUGAUAUUGACUUCUGUAGGAUGCACUCUCCCAGCUCCUAGCUGCUCCUUGUCAGCAUUAAAUCCUUAAGCAUUAUUGAUUUUAAACCAAGGCAUUAGUCAGCAUAUAGCAGAUUGUGUGGGUGCAGCGCCUUAUAUACGUGUACUUUGCCAUACGCUUACUGAAUCAGUAGCUCUUCUGCAUUCCCAUUAGAAAUGAGCAGCCAGGAGCUGGGAACAUGAAUCUUACUUAAGUUACAGCUUUUAAUUAGUUGAUUUAUCCCUGCCACCCUUUAAGAACAAAAUGCUGGAUCAAGGUUCAUGACUUUGGGCAUGAAAGUGAUACCUUUAAAAAGCUAAUAACAAAGAGAAAAUAUUUAUAAAAUAACCCACACAUUUUAACUCCCUACAUGCAGACCUGGAAACAAUAUGCCCUCUGUGUCUUUAAAAAAACACAUUUCUUGAUUAAUACCUCAUUGUUACUGUUUCCUGAGAACCUGGCUGUAAAUACUCUCAUACUGCACAGAAUUUAGUAUAAUCCCAUAAUUCAAUGUAUGUGUUUUUAUUGUAUUAUCAUAAUUGCCGCAGAAUUUGUGCUCCAUUGUUUCUUAAGAUGUAGAUUUCUAAUUUUGCUAUCAAUAAUUUUUUUUUUUUUUUUGCGCUGCAGAAGGAAAAUAUUUUUUAUUUUUUUUGAGGGUAUAAAAUGUACAGAGUUGGUAUUUUUAUUAAGAAAAAAAGCUAUAUUUUGGGUACUUGAGAAAUGAAGUUCAUAGCUCCUGACGUGAGGUGUAAGCACUAAGCAUUGUGCAUCAGUUACACUGUGCGUCAGGUAUCUAUACGUAUUCUGAUUAAUGUGACACUGGGCCUGUGUCGGCAUACAGUCUUAUGACCUCACUUUAUUUAGAUAAGUUCUGGCAAUGCAAUACCCCUAUUGGUAUUAUCAUCCUUGCUUGCAGCUGAAGGGUUAACCCCUUAUUCAUCUUUACAACUAUUUAAGAUGUCUAAUCUUGUAUUCCCCUUUCUGUCCGUAUUUACAAAAAAAAAAAAAAAAGCCCAAUUUCCUACCCCCCCACCCCCACCCCCACCCCGUGCUUUGUAUAUGCUUAUAUAUCCAACAAAAUAAUACAAGGGUAUGCAUAGCACUAUGCACUUUGAUGGGGGAUUAUACAGGGAACCCAUUUUUCUUUUAAGGAAUGUAUAUUAUUUUCCCCCUCUUAUUUACCAAUUAAGGACAUUUUUACAUGUAUUAGUUCCUAUUAUACAGGUACAAAUGUGAAGGAAAAAAAAAUGGUACUUUUUGAACAGGCAAACUACCUACAUCCACGUAGACUGCACAACCCCUGUAGUUAUAUGUUGCAGAUACAUAGUCCAGAUUACAGUCUGGAGUCUCUGUAAGCAAAUGAAGUUGCAUGAGACAGAAAUUGACUGUUGUACUAGAACAGGGGUGUUUAUUUCCUAGAUCACCAGUGGUAGCAUACUGAUUUAUAUGGCUAGAUGAUGACAUCCAUUCAUGUGAGCAUUAGAAUGUGCUGCCGUCUAGAUGUUUUAUGGCAGAUGUGCUGGGUAACAACCCCCCACCACCACCACCACCACAGCUGUUGAGAAACACACAUAUACAAUGUGUACUCAUUAGCUGGCAUAGCGCCAGUGAGUCUGGGAGAUUUUAGCCUGUUCAGAAUUGGUUUAAUGAACAAACCAGUAAGUUGUCAGUUCUUUACAGGGGCCAGUUGUGCCCUAUCCAUUUACAACAUAUAAUGAUUAGUGGUUGCAAGUCUUCAUGGGCAAUAGGAAUGUGCAGACAUGUCUAGAUUUGUACCUAUCUGCCGCCUUCAUGUGAAUGAUUAUCCUUUUUUUCACAGUGAGUGAUCAGCUAAUCUUUUUAUUGAUCAAUUGGGUAGGUAUUUCAUUAUUGGUUAACUUUUUCCUGCAUAUUUUUGUAUAUUUUACUUUGAAUUGUCAGCAAACUGAACCGUAGUAAAUAUAAAUAUAAGAAUUGGAUUUGUUAAUUGCAGAUCUGAGGAGGGAUCACAGUUGGGUGACAUUGUCUCCUACUCAGCUCCUUUAUGUGACCGUGUCCUCAUACAGAGCUGCUACAUUCAAUCACUGCCUCUACAGUGUGACCAGUUCCUGUGUUGCUCUGUGAGUGCAGUAAGUUAGGCCAGGAGUUUUCAUGUAAGGCUUCAUGAAACUGAGGCUAUUAGUGAUUCUAGCUUACUAUGCCCCAUGCACCUUAUAUUUCAUGUUUUAGGAAUGUGCUUGUUGUAUAUGUGUUUUAUUAUAUAUAUAUAUAUAUAUAUAUAUAUAUAUAUAUAUAUAUAUAUAUAUAUAUAUUACUAACUGAGCCAUUGGACAAUGCAAAUGUAAAUCUAAAGCCUAUGGUAUUGCUUGUCUAGGAAUAUAACCUAUGGCCUGGCCUGACUGUGACUAUAACCCAUGGCCUGACUGUGACUAUAACCUAUGGCCUGACUGUGACUAUAAUUUUUGGCCUGACUGUGACUAUAAUUUUUGGCUUGACUGUGACUAUAAUUUAUGGCUUGACUGUGACUAUAAUUUAUGGCUUGACUGUGACUAUAAUCCAUGGCCUGACUGUGACUAUAAUUCAUGGCCUGACUGUGACUAUAAUCCAUGUCCUGACUGUGACUAUAAUUUUUGGCCUGACUGUGACUAUAAUUUUUGGCUUGACUGUGACUAUAAUUUAUGGCUUGACUGUGACUAUAAUUUAUGGCUUGACUGUGACUAUAAUCCAUGGCCUGACUGUGACUAUAAUCUAUGGCCUGACUGUGACUAUAAUUUAUGGCCCAUCUAUGAAUAUAACUUAUGGACUGUCUUUGACUAUAACCUAUGAUCUGAUUGUGACUAUAGCCUAUGGUCAGUUUCUGACUAUAACACAUGGCCUGACUGUGACUAUAAUUUAUGGCAUGUCUGGGUCUAUAACCUAUAGCCUAUCUAUGACUAUAACCUAUGGCCUGACUGUGACUAUAAUUUUUGGCCUGACUGUGACUAUCAUUUUUGGCCUGACUGUGACUAUAAUUUAUGGCUUGACUGUGACUAUAAUUUAUGGCUUGACUGUGACUAUAAUCCAUGGCUUGACUGUGACUAUAAUUCAUGGCCUGACUGUGACUAUAAUCCAUGUCCUGACUGUGACUAUAAUCUAUGGCCUGACUGUGACUAUAAUUUAUGGCCCAUCUAUGAAUAUAACUUCUGGACUGUCUUUGACUAUAACCUAUGAUCUGAUUGUGACUAUAGCCUAUGGUCAGUUUCUGACUAUAACACAUGGCCUGACUGUGACUAUAAUUUAUGGCAUGUCUGGGUCUAUAACUUAUAGCCUAUCUAUGAAUAUAACCUAUGGACUGUCUUUGACUAUGAUCUGAUUGUGACUAUAGCCCAUAGGCAGUUUCUGACUAUAAGCUAUGGUCUGUCAUACUUUAACUCAUAGCCUGACUGUGACCAUAACCCAUAGCCUGAAUGUGACUAUAACCUAAGUUCAGUCUCUGACUAUAACCAAUUUCCUCACUGUGACUAUAAUCUAUGAUCAGUCUGUAACUAAUAUCUAUAUGUCCCUCACCUGAGACUGUGCACACAAACCAUUAGAGGGGUCAGCGGUAUUAGCCAGCAGAGCACAGAACUUGCAUUGCACUGAUCAGUAUUGGGAGUUGUUUGUGACUGUUUAGUCCUUGGCAUGGACUAAGAUGAGUUAGUGUAGGGCGCAGCUGCUAUCUCUACCUAUUGUAUUAUGGGGAAUGGCUGUGCCCUUUUAUGUAAAGCACCAUAACCACAGGACUUGGUGCUGCAUCCAGAUUAGGGGAUUCCCUAGUGUAACAGACUUACUCAGUAAAAUAACACUAAAGAGCACUACCAUUUUGGGUUGAGAAAAUGAAGCAAUUUAUGGUUUUGUAGAACUGUGACCAGGACAUCAGCCCUUCCCCUAACUACUAGAUACACAAGAUUUUCUACUGUUUCUGAUGCUGGGGGAAAAAGGAAAAAAGGACAAGUAACCAUGCACAGGUCACAAUAUUAUGUAUAUAUAUAUGUAUGUAUAUCUAUGUGCUGCUGAGCCGUAAAUCCAAUGGCAGCUUAUUAGUUCAGUAGUUAUAUGGUGCCUCACGGUUAAGCACCACUUGGUAGACAUGAGCAUCAGUGCCAAUGCCGACUUCAUGCCAAGGUAGCGGCUUCUGCGCCCUCUGUAUGAGCCAUUUACUGUACGGUCCUGUAGGCCGUGGGCUUUAAUCUUCGUCUUCCUGUAGGAGCUUGGGAACAUACCUCUGUCAAAUAGAACACUAGGAGCUCCGCGCUUUGCACUGUGAUUGUUUGCUAAAUUCACUGAUGAUGGCAAUAAUGGCAAUAACAAUAAAGUGUUUGAUUUUUGGAAA